Molecule: messenger RNA, 1947 nt
Organism: Vanessa atalanta (red admiral)
Lineage: Eukaryota; Metazoa; Arthropoda; Insecta; Lepidoptera; Nymphalidae
Exons: 6
Coding region: 334-1434 (366 amino acids)
Source: RefSeq, a predicted model, not a curated record
AGUGUAUAACCUUUUAUUUUUAUGUUUCGCGUCUAUUUUACAACAUAUACAAUCAAAUUAACCGUAAUCAUGUAUUAAAUUAACGUUUUUGUGUGUAAAUUUGUGCAUCAAAGUGAAAUAUAAGCAAAACAUCGGUUUGUUCAUUCAAAACAAUACGAAACGAAAAAUUAAAUUAGUUCAAUGUACCGAACUUACUUAAUAGUGGCAUGUGCUGUUAUUUCAUGAGAUACGAUUAAUUGUGUGGUUUCUUUUAUGAAUUCAACGCCAUUUUGAUUCGUUUUAUAAGUUAAUAUUGGUGUGCUUAACAAUUAUUUCGGAGUUAUAUUUUGAACAAUGUUUUGUGUCCAAGAAAAGGAGUCACCUCACUCGGAACCGUUCAGAAAUUCAGAUAAAGAUCCUCUGAACACACAAUCAGAAUCAAGUGAUGAUGAACCAGACCCAAAACGACUCAAAUUCACGAGUCCUGACCUCAAUCUCCAAGUUUAUCAGAUACCAGCAUUCAAUGCACCAAAGUCGUUAUCUAUAUAUCCAACCACACCUACCAGUACUCUACCAAAAUUCGUCAACAACCCUUUAAACUUAGCAAACCCUUUAGCCUUUGCAACGAGUAACCUGCACAGUAAUAACAUUGUAAAAAAUUUGCAAAAUCGUUACUCAUUACCUGCUAAAUUGACGAUCACCCCAGUAACGAAGGGUGUUUGCGAGGGGGAAAUCGUUAGAUAUAAAAAGAACGGUGAAAUAGCUAAAAAGCGAGGUCCUCCGAAGGGCUACAAGAGGAAACCAAAGGAUUUAUCACAGAGUUUUUCUAACGGAGCUUUAUUACAGGCACAAAACACAAUCCUAACGAGUUUGCUAGCAGCGACAAACACAACACUGACAACAGUGACCGCCCCACCGACUCCGCCAGAACCUGCUCCUGAAAUAAUACUACCACCAGGCACAGAAUUAAUUGAGACCCUCCUAGAUCCCGAAGACUGGUUUCCAACGGAACCGUAUCGAAUGGUUUUCAGCAGAAAAAAGAAUCCCAAGUGGAAAAAUUUUCCGUACCGCUGCGAACAUUGUUUUAAGGGUUACAGAGUAGUUUCGACCCUCGUGAGUCACUCGGCGGAGCGUCAUGGCUGCGUGCCCAAGGAUCUCGCGAUACCCUGCCCUUGUUGCCCUCACGUGUCUCUCCGGAGGAAACAGCACAAGAAACACUUGGAGACCCAUGAGGGCAAACGGCAUAGGAUAUUCUGUCCCUACUGUCUUCCUCCAUCUGAUAAAUCGGAGCCCUACGUAAAGGAGUCAGUGAAAUAUCCUUUCGAUAAAUUCCCUCAAUACUGGUACGCAUCAGAGGAGUCCCUCCGUCUCCACAAGAAGAGGAAACAUCCCUACGCCGCCAUGUUUAAUUACAACUGGUUCUACACGUGGGGUGAGAUUGCGCCGAACAGCUAAAACUCGGUGGUAUAAUACUAAAGUGGUAGCUUCCGACUGGCAACGGUAGAUAAUCGGUACAAAACGGUAGCUUUUUAUAAUUUUAAGGUGCGUUAGUUGUACAUUGUAUCACAAUUUUUAAUAUUUCUUUCCGUCAAGAGAUUACGUGUUUAUUAAGGCCAGUAGGUUUAAUUAAAACGCCUGAAUAGUAUUAGUAUUUUUUGACGUAAUUUAUACAUGUGGCAACACUAGCCUUUUUAGUACUUAUGAUUAGGUUUAAACUUAGCGUAAGUAGUCCGAUCAGACGUCCCAGUGUUGCAAUAUGAAAAAAAAAGGACUAAACGGUCAAUAUUGUCACAAUGUAUAAUGUGUGUAUAUUUUUGUACGAUCGAUUUUUUAAAGAAAUCAGCUAAAAUGUGCCUUCAACGGUUAAGACCAGAUAUUUCGACAUUCCAUUUUUUAUAUAUAUUAUUAUUGACACGGAGUUGUGAAGUAUGUUUAACCUAAAUAACCUCCUGAAAGUCUUGAUUCAUU